GUUCAUGAUUGGAGCGGAUCCGGAUAUGACGUCAGAAAUGUUUAUUGAGCAAAUCAAAUCAUUAGAAACAUCUUGGAGUAAGCUAGCUAACGUUAGUUGUCAAAACAUUAAACCUUUCUGAAUAUUUUUAGAAUUGCAAACUCAAAAAAGGUGGAGAUGAGUGCAGAGGCGGUAGACCGUGUGGCUGUGAGCGGCAGCCGGCCGAGCACUCCUCCUCAGACCUCCUGGUUCGAGUUUCUCCUGGAUGAGAUGCUGCUGGAGAACCACCUCCAGAAGUCCCAUCCAGAUCCUGUUCCAGUGCAGCUUGUCAUCCAGUUCCUUGAACAAGCGGCCAAGCCCUCUGUGAAUGAGCAGAACCAAGUCCAGCCUCCUGCAGACAACCGCAGGAACCGCACUCUGAAGCUGUUGGCUCUUAAAGUAGCAGCACACUUGAAGUGGGAUCUAGAUGUAUUGGAGAAAGGCUUGACUAUUCCUGUGUUGAACAUGCUGCUGAAUGAGCUACUGUGUGUGAGUAAGGUUCCACCUGGAGUGAAACAUGUUGACCUGGAUCUGUCCACCUUGCCUCCCACCACUGCCAUGGCUGUCAUCAUCUACAACCGCUGGGCCAUACGAACCAUUGUGUUAAGUAGUUUUCCAGAAAAACAGACAAAACCCGGGCCUCAUCAGAUGAACAUGUUGAAUGUUGUGCAGCAGGAGAAAGAGUUGACUGAAAAUAUCCUGAGCGUGCUGAAAGAGCAGGCAGCGGACUCUAUCAUGGUGUUGGAGGGAUCUCUUGGUCUGAAGAAGGACUUCUACAUCCACACCCUGAGGACUCUGGACCUGCUGGCUGCCGACCCCAGUACUGCUAACGGAGAAACAGAGUCCUCCACAGCAGGCCUUAGGAUCAGUGCUGAUGAGCUGCACUGUCAGGUGCAUUAUGAUUUGGGAGGUAUUUUCUUUCAACAAGGCUGCUCAGACCAACUGGCAUAUGAGAAGGCUAGAGAGCAUUUUCAACAAACACGAGAGUUGCUGUUGAAGUUCGACUUGACGCUUCACGUUCACCUGGAUGAGAAGCGUCUUGCUGGGUACUGGAACGCCUGCAGGGCCCUGACUGGAGCCUUGGACCCCAGUGACACCCAGCUAAACCCCUACGGACAGAUCAACAGCCUCAUCAGAACUCACAACUACCAGGCUCUUGUAGAGGCUUUCAUCAAAGACAAUGUGUCCCUCAGCUUGCCCAACCACCUCAGACAGUCUGUCCUGAGGGAGUUUUUGCACAAAGUCCAGCAAGGGGAGAGGGGCCUGGACGAAGUGUGUCACAAGCUUUGCGUGUGCAACGCUGUUCGAGACGCCCUGCAAGGGGAGGUCCUCAGUGUGCGUUUUCACCAGCUGCUCCACAAGCCAAGGAAACAUGUGGUGGACUUUAUGCUAGAGGUAUGCACAAGGUCAUUAGACAAGGACCGUUCAUCAGAGACAUCCAAGAGGAAGAUGGUUAUUUUUCUAAAAACCCUGUGUGAGAGCUUGGCAGAGCCCCACCUGGUGUUCGUGGUGACCGCCCACAAGCUGUUCACGGAGCUGCUGAAGGAGGAGGAUCGGAAGAUCCUGGUGGAGCAGAUGAGGAAGAGGUCAGCCACGGUCAACCUCUGUGCCAAGCCUCUGCCCUCCUUCUAUGAUAUCCCAGCUGCGGCCAGUGUCAACAUUGGACAGCUGGAGCAGCAGCUCAUCCUCUGCCUGGACGCCCGCCGCAUCCGGCAGAUCCUAAUUGAGCUGCACAGCAUGGCCGAACGACCCUUCUGGCGGGUUAACAACAAGUGGGAAGUUCCUCCAGAUUACAUCAAUGUGAUACUCAACAUCAAAGACAACCUGACCAAGGAUCUGGUGUACAUCCUCAUGGCCAAAGGGCUUCACUGCAUCACUGUAAAGGACUUUGCCCACACGCGGCAGCUCUUCUCAGCCUGUCUGGAGCUGGUGACUGAGUUCUCUCCUAAGCUAAGGCAGGUGAUGCUAAACGAGAUGCUGCUUCUGGAGGUGCGGGCCCAUGAGACUGGGGUGGCUGAGGGUAGCAAUGUCAGACCCCCACCCGACCUGGUCAGCAGGGUGCGAGGCUACCUGGAGAUGAGGAUACAUGAUCUCCCUCUGCGCCAGAUAGUAGGGGAGGAGUGUGUGGCCUUCAUGUUGAACUGGAGGGAGAAUGAAUACCUGACACUGCAGGUUCCCCAGCAGCUGGUCAUGAACAACCCCUACAUCAAGCUGGGUCAGCUCCUGGCCUCCACCUGUAAGGAGCUCCCGGGUCCUAAAGAGAGCCGGCGUACAGCCAAAGAGUUGUGGGAGGUGGUAGUCCAGAUCUGCAGUGUGUCGAACCAGCACAAGAGAAACAGCGACGGACGUGUUAGCCUCAUUAAACAGAGAGAGUCCAGUAUGGGCAUCCUGCAAAGGAGCCGAUUCAUCACAUUCAUCAAGAAGCUUCGGGAACCACUGGUGCUGACCACCCUUAUCUCACUUUUCGUGAGGUUUCAUAGCAUAGUGCGGGAUGAUAUUGUCAAUGAAGUGACAGCAGAAUACCUUGCCAUUUGGCCAUCAACCCUGGCAAACAUGCAGGCUGUGGAUGUGGAGGCGGUGGCUGUGACAGUUAAAGAGCUUGUGACCUACGCCCUUACACUGAACCCCAACAACCAGUCCUGGCUCAUCACGCAGGCCGAUAUCUACUUUGUGACCAACCAGUACUCUGCAGCAUUGCAUUUCUACCUCCAGGCUGGGGCAGUGUGCUCUGACUUCUUUACCAAGGCUGUGGCUCCUGAUGUCUACACUGACCAGGUCCUAAAGAGAAUGAUCAAGUGUUGUUCGAUGCUGAACUGUCACACACAGGUUGCAGUUCUGUGCCAGUUUCUAAGGGAGGUGGACUACAUGACAGCAUUCAAAGCUCUUCAAGAACAGAACAGUCACGAUGCCAUGGAUUCCUUCUAUGACUACAUCUGGGACGUCACCAUCCUUGAAUAUCUCACACACAUCCACCAUAAAAGGGGUGAGAGCGAGAAGAGACAAAUUGCUAUCAAGGCGAUUGGACAGACUGAGCUGAAUGCCAGUAACCCCGAGGAAGUUCUGCAGCUGGCUGCACAGAAGAGAAAGAAGAAAUUCCUGCAAGCUAUGGCCAAACUGUACUUUUAGAUAAAACCGGGCCACCAAACAUGUGGGAGACUUUUUUUAUUCAAAUAAAUAGUUAUCAGUUCAUUAUUUGUACUCAA
Messenger RNA from Oncorhynchus kisutch (coho salmon), 3221 nucleotides. It is a transcript of the gene ints8, whose product is annotated as integrator complex subunit 8. The transcript is spliced from 27 exons. Bases 157 to 3144 code for a protein of 995 amino acids. Gene Ontology annotation, biological process: snRNA 3'-end processing. The record is from RefSeq and is a predicted model, not a curated record. NCBI's taxonomy places the organism in Eukaryota, Metazoa, Chordata, Actinopteri, Salmoniformes, Salmonidae. Gene Ontology annotation, cellular component: integrator complex.